UUCGUCCAGUACUCGAACCUUCGGCCCGAAGAGGUCGAAGCCCACAUUCUCCGCGCUCGUGACGCUGCCUGGGUCAUCUCCCCCUGGCCGUGCAUCGGAGAGUUCUGGUUCCUCUCCUUCUCCCUCCGCCGCCACCCCGCGCACGCCCACGUCCUCGAAACCCUCCGCUUCCAAUCCCACACCGACCCGCCGCACAAACUUCUCGAUCUUGGAACUUGUCUGGGCCAGGACCUCCGCCAGCUGGCGUACGAAGGCGCGCCCAUCUCCGCCCUCUUCGGCGCCGAUCUCCUAGACUUCGAGGCCGCAGGACACGCCCUCUUCUGCGAUCUGGACCGCUUCACGCCCGGACAUUACAUCAAAGGCAACAUUUUUGCCGCAGACACCGACGCCGAAGACGCACUGGUUAAGACGCGGGGUAGUUGGUUCUUCGUGCAUGUGUCCAUGUUCCUGCACAUCUGGUCACUGGAGCAGCAGGAGGAGGCCGCGGCGAACAUCCUCAAGUUGCUGAAGAAGGAGCCGGGUGCUAUGGCGAUUGGCACGCAGACGGGGAGGCUCACGGCGAAGAAUGACAAACUUGAGCCGCCGUUUUGUAGGCAGGGGGAAGAGAAGUACGUGUAUAGGCACAAUUGGGAGAGUAUGGUCGCGAUGUGGCAGCGGGUGGCGGACGCGGAGGGGGUGACGGUGGAUGCUUGGGCGGGGUGGGACGUUUCGCACCAUGAGAAGAUGGAGAGG
This is a messenger RNA of Mytilinidion resinicola, 732 nucleotides long. RefSeq lists its product as uncharacterized. The annotation marks the transcript as partial. The record is from RefSeq and is a predicted model, not a curated record. The transcript is spliced from 2 exons. Lineage: Eukaryota; Fungi; Ascomycota; Dothideomycetes; Mytilinidiales; Mytilinidiaceae.